UCAACUCCAAAAAGAUGAUCUUAAAAGAAAUCAGGGAUUCUGAGAAACAACAAUGCGCAAUCUCAGAAACACUCGAUUUGAUCGGUGGAAUGCCCCAGCGCAAUUUUCAGGACGACCGUUGACAGCAACGACUUGGGAUCUCGCCAAUGACUCUGUUCUAUGCGCUUUUGGUCCAACCGAGAAUGAUCCUCUUAUAGAACUCGUGAGAGUCAAUAUAGGCUCAGAUACUUCUGAACAUUCAAUCAUCACAUCUUGGGAUGCGCCUUGUCCAAAUCCAGAACUUGCCUGUGAUGAGAUCUUGAGUCUUCAUUAUUUUGGAGAUAGCUUGACAGCAUGCCUCGUCUUAGCCGGUGGCGAUAUUGUUGUCGUCAGAGAGGAGCCUCGCGCUGGAGAGGACCGUAUUGAGAUUGUUGGUUCGGUUGAUGCCGGCAUCACUGCAGCAAGAUGGUCACCCGAUGAAGAACUUCUUGCUAUUACCACUAGAGCAGAUACGGUUGUGUUUAUGAGUAGAAGCUUUGAGGGCGUCACAGAUGUGACUAUGACUCCAGAAGAUCUCAAGGCAUCCAACCAUGUAUCUGUGGGGUGGGGCAAGAAGGAAACUCAAUUCCAAGGACGAGGAGCCAAGGCCCUAAAGGACCCAACCAUGCCAGAGAAAAUCGACGAAGGCGUCCUAAGCUCGAAUGAUGAUCACAGAGUAUCGAUAAGCUGGAGAGGGGAUGGUGCUUACCUGGCUGUGUCCACAAUUGAAGGCGGAGCCCGACGAAUUCUGCGAGUAUAUUCGAGAGAAGGAGUGUUGGACAGUGUCAGUGAACCAGUUGACGGUUUGGAAAGUGCUUUGAGCUGGAGACCAGCUGGAAAUCUCAUUUCUGGUGUUCAACGAUUUAAAGAUCGAGUCGAUGUAGUAUUCUUUGAAAGAAAUGGUUUGAGACAUGGCCAAUUCAGUCUUCGACUUACCUCUGAGCAGCUUCAAUCACCUGAUCAGAACAUCAAGUUGAUUUGGAACUCAGACUCGACGGUCUUGGCCGUAAUAAUGGCUGACUGUAUCCAGCUAUGGACCAUGGGAAAUUAUCAUUGGUACCUAAAGCAUGAAGUGGCUAUUGGUGGAUUGCAGCCAGUCUGUCCCGUCGUAUGGCACUCCGAAAAGCCGUUACGGUUUACAAUCGGAGCUUCAGACGGAUUUACUUUGAUCGAAUAUAUCUUCACAACGGCUCGAGGACCCAUAUCACCACCUGAAGACUAUGGACCAAUUGCCGUCAUCGAUGGCAAAAUCAUCAAGGUUACUCCCUUUCGAGCGGCCAAUAUUCCACCUCCAAUGGCCUUGCAUGAAGUUGAAGUGCAAUCAAACGCACUUGAUGUAGCGUUCAAUGCCGACACGUCUUUGGUCGCAUCCUUACAUAGCCAAGGCAUUUCACUUUUUGAAUGGAAGGCUGCCACUGUGCCAUCUGUAUCGCCAAAUCUCACUGGACGAGUCACAUUCGCUCAGAUAGACCGACAACAAUCUGUUUAUCAGCAGAUAUGUUUCGGUAGAACGAACGAGUUGCUAGUUCUGAAGCGUUGCGACUCGGAGUCUAACUCUGUGGUUGACCGAUAUGGCUUCGAUGAUGUUACUGGCAGGAUCGAGUUGAUAUCUUCGGAGACAGAAGGUGUCUCUUAUACACUUUUAAGCUCAUUCCAAGGCGACACUGCGUAUCCAUUCGUACAAAGCAGAUCAGGAGACUUGCACAGUCUUACUACUGCUGACCGAUCAACAUGGCAUUGUUCCUUUCCCCACUAUCUUCCUUGGGUGGAUGUCCUACUCGGAAUUAAAGCCAUUGCCUUUGGCAUGUCAGAAAAUGGUCAUUUGUACGCAAAUUCACGCCUACUACUGAAGAAUUGCACAUCCUUCCUGGUGACGCCAGCUCAUCUCAUUCUCACUACAACCACUCAUCUACUUAAAUUUGUACAUAUAACCAAUGUUGACGAUCUCGAAGUUCCCCCAGAUGAUCCAGAGAAGGAUGAACGAUGUCGCAGCAUCGAGCGCGGAGCACGGCUUGUAACAGCUAUGCCUACUUCUCUCAGUCUUGUGCUGCAAAUGCCUCGCGGCAACCUGGAAACGAUCUUCCCUCGCGCAAUGGUGUUAGCAGGAAUUAGAAAGCUGAUCGACGAAAAGAACUACAAGAAAGCUUUCACUCAUUGUAGAACGCAAAGAGUAGACAUGAACCUGCUCUACGAUCACGCGCCAGCGCAAUUCUUGGCGAAUGUACCUCUCUUUAUCGACCAAGUCAAGAAGAUCACUUACCUUGACCUCUUCUUAUCUUCGCUUAGGGAAGAAGAUGUCACACAGAGUAUGUAUAAAGAGACUAGAGCCAUGUCAACACAGGAGAAUGGCAUACCAGAAGUUAAUGGUAUCAAUGGAGUCAGCCAUCCUGAACCGAGCUCUGGAAAGACUUCAAAGGUCAACAAAGUUUGUGAUGCCUUCCUCGAAAUUAUGAAGGCCAGGACAUCCACAAAUCUACAGAAUAUCAUCACCGCCAAUGUGUGCAAAUCACCUCCUGCUCUGGACGAUGGCUUGCUCGUAGUCGCUCAGCUCAUGACUGAGGAUUCGCAGAUGGCGGACAAGGCAGUAGAGCACAUUUGCUUCCUUGCUGAUGUGAACAAGCUCUACGACAAUGCCUUGGGUCUUUACAAUCUGGACCUGGCAUUACUUGUUGCCCAACAAUCUCAAAAGGAUCCUCGAGAAUAUUUACCGUUCAUGCAAAACUUGCAAGAGAUUCCUGAACUUCGACGUCGCUUCAGUAUCGAUGACCACCUCGGGAGACAUAACAAAGCUCUAGAACAUUUACAUUCUCUAGAUGCCUUCUUAGAAGUCCAAACAUAUACCCAAAAGCAUGCACUGUACCAACAGGCUCUCUCACUCUACCGCUACAACCCCUCCCAACACUCAACGCUCACGAACCUCUACGCUCAAUAUCUCGAAUCAAAAUCAUCUUUCAAGGAAGCCGCCUUAGCCUACGAAUCCCUCAACAACUACGAAAAAGCCACAUCUUGCUACCUCUCCUCCGGCCCCUCCAGCUGGCGAGAAUCCCUAUAUUGCGCUCUCUCCCAAACACCGCCCAUCUCCGGCCCUGCUCUCACAGAUCUAGCCACAACCCUCUACGACGCCCUGAUCGAAAGCAAAGACUACUUCGCCGCCGCCACCAUUCAACUGGACUACCUAUCCUCCAUCCCCAACGCCUGCAGAGCAUUCUGCAAAGGCUAUUUCUUCGCCGACGCCUUACACCUCAUCGCCAUGAAACGGACAACCGAACUCUUAGAACAAGUAAUCGACCCCUGUCUCGGCGACGCCCUCGCAUCAUCCACCGAGCUCCUCUCAGACUGCAAAGCUCAGCUCCUCGCCCAGAUCCCCCGUAUCCUGGAACUCCGCGAGAAAGCUCUCUUGGACCCACUAGCGUUCUACGAAGGCGAGCGAGGUGGGGGAGCAGAUGGAGAUUUGCCGGAUGAUGUGAGUGUGGCGGCUAGUUCGAGAUUGAGUACGAAUCGGAGUCUGUUUACGAGGUAUACGGGGAAGGGGGGUAGUGUGGGGACGGCGGGGACGGGGGUUAGUAGGGCGACGAGUAAGAAUCGGAGGAGGGAGGAGAGGAAGAGGGCUAGGGGGAAGAAGGGGAGUGUUUAUGAGGAGGAAUAUUUGGUUAAUAGCGUGAGGAGACUUAUUGAGAGGGUGGAGAGUGUUAGAGGUGAGGUGGGACGGUUGGUUGAGGGGUUGGUUAGGAGGGGGAUGUGGGAGAGGGCGAGAGCUGUGGAGGUUGCGUUGGCGGAAGUGAUUGAGAUGUGCAGGGGCUGUGUGCCGGAAGUCUUUGGGACAGGCGAGAGCGUGAAAGUGGAGGGUGAGGUGGGAGCUGAUGGAGAGGUGUAUAGAGCUGUUGGUGGGGAUGCGGUUUUGCAGGAGAGUCUUGAGGCUGCUGGCAAGAAGAAGGAGCCUCCACUCAUUGCUGCAUUUCAAAAGCUUGCUUUGCUUGGAACAUAGAGAUAGACCUGAUAAUC
Molecule: messenger RNA, 4020 nt
Organism: Mollisia scopiformis
Lineage: Eukaryota; Fungi; Ascomycota; Leotiomycetes; Helotiales; Mollisiaceae
Product: elongator complex protein-like protein 1
Exons: 5
Coding region: 53-4003 (1316 amino acids)
Biological process (GO): tRNA wobble base 5-methoxycarbonylmethyl-2-thiouridinylation
Cellular component (GO): elongator holoenzyme complex; cytosol
Molecular function (GO): tRNA binding
Source: RefSeq, a predicted model, not a curated record